Molecule: messenger RNA, 3990 nt
Organism: Trichoderma aggressivum f. europaeum
Lineage: Eukaryota; Fungi; Ascomycota; Sordariomycetes; Hypocreales; Hypocreaceae
Product: transcriptional regulator family: Homeodomain
Exons: 9
Coding region: 1-3990 (1329 amino acids)
Biological process (GO): regulation of DNA-templated transcription; transmembrane transport
Cellular component (GO): membrane
Molecular function (GO): transmembrane transporter activity; DNA binding
Source: RefSeq, a predicted model, not a curated record
AUGGCGACAUGUACCCAAACGCAGGCUGCCAUACUGCCAUCUGUGGCUCUUACCACCGGCGACAUUAGUUCACGACAAUCACUGGAAUACAGCAACGCCGAGCAACCUGCCGAAUCCGAUGAUGAGGCUCCACGAAUGUCUCUCCUCCGCAAGCUGGCGGUUAUUAUACAACUCUCAGGCGUCAAUUUCUCUUCGAGCGCCGUGAACGGUCUUGUCGUCGUCGGCUUACCUACCAUCACCGCUGAUCUCAGAUUAGAUCCAUCACUAGCUUUUUGGCCAACUUCGGUCUCCAGCUUGGCAAACGCUUCCACAAUCCUCCUUGCUGGCUCUGUAGCAGAUUCAAUAGGGCCCCGACCUGUCAAUAUCGCCGGUGGUUUAGUGACGGGUGCAUUCAUCAUAGCCGCCGGUGCCUGCAAAACAGGCCCUCAACUCAUUGUGAUGCGUGCCUUGCAGGGUAUCGGCUACGCCAUGCAUCUGGUGUCGUCUGUCGCUAUUGUAACCCACGCACUUCCACGUGGAAGGCCUCGCAACUUUGCCUUCUCUUGCCUUGGUCUUAGCCAGCCGUUGGGCUUCUCGUUCGGCCUGGUCCUAGGUGGCAUCCUUCAGGAUCUCAUCGGCUGGAGGGCAGCUUGGUACAUAUACGGAGGCCUGACCCUUGCACUCUCCAUUGUCGCCACCUGGGCCUUGCCGAAUUUCCAGAAUGAGGCAACAUUCAAGGGCACUAUGCGCAAUUUGAAAGCCCGAGUGGAUUGGGUUGGGGCGUUGCUUGCCUCCAUCUUCAUGACAUUGCUAUCUUACCUCUUUGCUGCCAUCAGUGUGGACUUGAAUAGAAUCCGAGACCCAAAAAGUAUCGUCUUCAUCUGCUUAAUCGCCAUGGCACUACCCUUGUUUGUUGUCUGGGUCCACCGACAGGUCAAACUUGGUAAACCAGCACUCAUUCCGAAUGCUCUAUGGAAAGAGACGGCAUUUUCCAGCGUUUGUGGUACGGUGGCUCUUUCGUUUGGUGUGACGACGUCAAUGGAGCUUUUCGCCAGUUUAUUUUUCCAACAAGUCCAGCGCCUUUCUCCCCUUCAGACUGGUCUUAGAAUUAUGCCAAGUCUCCUUGUAGGAGUUGUCCUCAACGUCACUACAGGUUUAUUUGUCCACAGAGUGCCUGCGUUGUGGAUCGUGACUGUGUCCUCCAUCAUUUGUUCAGUAGCGCCCCUUCUCAUGGCAGUAAUUAAAGUACAAUCUCCGUACUGGACCAACGCCUUUAUUGCACAGGUGCUGGCGCCUAUGAGCACCGAUGUCCUCUUCACGGUAGGUCUCAUCAUUAUUUCGGACAACUUUCCUGAUAACACGCAAGCAUUGGCGGGCGCUGUGUUUAACACAGCAAGCCAACUCGGCCAGGCCCUCACCUUGGGCAUGAUGCAAAUUGUCUCAACACUUGUGACAAAGGAUCACAACGACAAGGCCUUGCCAAUGGCUAGACUGGAGGGCUUGAGAGCAAGCUUCUGGACCAUGUUUGGUUUCAUGAUGCCUCACGAUGGCCCGGAUCCCGACACUUGUCCAGCUUCAGGGCAGACGGAUCUCUCCACCUCGCUGCACCAACACGAUGUCACACAGCACAGCAUCUCAACUCAACUUUUAGACAAGACGCUUUCGGAGCAUUCCUACAGGUCUGCAGCCACAGAUCAGUCCAUGAACCAGGACAAUCUCUCCGAUGACUUCUGGGGCUUGGGAGACAUGGCAAUUGCGGCAACCAGUGCAUCUGACGCUGUAGCUAGAUCGAGUGCCCAUUCUAGCGUUCCCCAUGUUCCACAAACAAGUCAUCACGAUUCGAAUGCGGCCGAUGAAAGUAUUUCCCAGGAAAAUCCCGCCUCUCUGAAUUAUGAAAUUUUCACGACUCUAUCGCCUCUCCCCAAUAUGGGGCGGGGAUCGGGCCCUCAAUCUGUAGGGUCAGCCCAUGUUCAUUCGCAUAGCAACUCUGUGAAUCCCCCAAAGAUAGGCUCGCGCUUCUCUAGGGAAUCAUCCAAGCUGUUAAAACAGUGGUUUUCAAACCACUAUCAGUAUCCAUAUCCGAGUAAAGAAGAAAUGAAGAUACUACAACAACAGACUGGUCUAUCCAAGACGCAAAUCAGCAACUGGCUUUCGAAUACCAGGCGGCGAGAAAAGAUGCACUACAGCACACAAUCUUCUCAAAAGGCAACGGCCGCAGUUGAUUCAAAUACACCGGCGAUGAAUAUCCCCAGACGACCCGAUACGCCGACAGUUCAGAAGAGGCGUAAUUGCCGCACUAUGGGACCUCUUGAACGCUGGGUUGACUCGCCUCCAGAGAGUGAGCCUGCAACGGUCACUGCCAUAGCCAAUGCAGUUCAAUGUGCUGAAUCAUCACAAUCUUGGCCAUUGUCGACGCCCAUGGAUGACGAGUCCGGCCAGUCUAUCAACGAGUCGUCAGACAACAGCUAUCGGACCUCAAGUGGUAGCUCACUUGCAGGUCACGUCGUCGUCGAAAGCGCAGGCUGCCGUCAAGGCCGCACAUACCUCGUGUCGGCGAAGCUGGCAAACGCGGUUACAACCGGUUGGAAAACAUCUACCCCUAAUAUUCGAUCACGGUGUGGAUUUUGCGAGAUGUAUCUAGAUUCAUGGGGUGAUCGGGUUGAACACUUGGCCGACCAUUUUAAAAUGGGCAAGACUAUGGCCAGCUGGACGGGUGAUUGGGGUUUUGAUGAUGCCAUCACAGACACGCUCGAGGACGCCAUUCCACCUUAUCUCCUCGGUAAAGAGAGCACUAGCAUGUUUCCGUUCGAAGCAAGCGAUGUUUCUCCAGAAUCCCCUCGCACCGCGUACGAACUGCUCGUCGUCGAGCUCUCCUGCUUUGUCGAAACAUAUCAGUACAAGACCAGGCAGCUUCCCAGCCAUGACGCCAUGCAUACCGAAGCCUGUCGCAUUAUCUUUGCCUCGGAGAUGUUGUCUUUAGAAGUGGACGCCGAACCCUCAUGGCUGCGAGACGUAGUCUUGUCGAAUGAGAUGAUUGCUACGCAGGCGCAGUUCCUCCCUAUACGAACACCGUCUGAGGGAAGGCUUCGAACCUUGGAGAUUAGGGGAAAGAAGUCGCUAUUCGAAGAUUGCCCGCUUGAGGCUCAACUCUACAAUUUUGCCUUUACCGAGGCGAUGGCUAACCAGGCCGUCAUUUCCGACGAGAUGUUACAGGCCGAGGCUUGUAAAAUAAUCACACGAAUGCAGCAAGCCUUACAGCUGCCCCUAACCGAUUUUGUCUUUAUGUGGUUUAUGACAUUGGUUUAUUCGUCGCCCAUGAAUUGGCUCAGCCAUUUCAGGCGACGUUCGUCUCUUCCACUCACUGAAAGUGGUGGCACAUCUAUAUCUACGAGUUUGGCCGGGCACUGGACUGUAGGGACUACAUCUGGCGCAAUUCGCAGCCACUUAUAUAUCGGUACUCACGAUUUUGAAGCACUCCGGCAACCCGGCGGAGAGGCAACGCUAGGGGCUGGACAUUGUGAAGCUUCGCCUAGCGACUUGCAUUUGACUGGGCUUAAACAUACACCAACAAAUGUCGAAACUAGCACACCUUUGUCAUCAGAGUCAUUUGUUCCGAUCAUGGCUCCGUUGAUGAGCGAGGAACUCUUUAGCCACGGACCAGGAAGAAAUUCUAGGGCAAUUGGCAGUUCUGGUCCGGAAGUGAGCGGUACGGCAUUGCUCAUGAAGCAUGUGAAUGUAGGUUCGGGGAGAAAUCCCGAUGGCCUUCAGACUGGGUCUUAUAUGUUCCAUGAUCCCAAUCUAUACAAGUGGUUGGGCCGGGAGUUGGGCCGCUGGGUCACGUCUAUCAUGUCUCCCAAAAACCCAAAUUCCCAUGUGCCGUCCGACGAGGAGAUUCAGCAUCAUGCUCGCUUUCUAGUGUAUGAUGAUGAUGAUCCGUGGAAUCAGACGGUGGCAGAUAAUCUAGAGUGGCUGCAUCGUUUCAAAGUCAGUGUUGGGAUUGUUCCAGAAUAG